AUGGUCUGCUUACCCAUCUGGCAUUGGUACAUGUUUCUAGGCGACUGGUUGAAGUCGGAGAACGGCGUGAGGUUGGCCAAAAUGGACAGGAUGUUGGUUGGAGCAAACUCGACAUGCGAAUGGAUGUUGUUCUCAAUCUCUGCUGGAGUGACUGCAAUGUUCAUAAACACCUGUUCAAAUGGACCAAUAAUGUCCUCUUGGUCUAGAGGAAGGAACAUAGCCAAUCUCCAUGUCAAGAGGAAUGCCGUGCUUCUUUUCAACCUUCCAGAAUCUCAAGGUGUCUGCCACCACUCUUCCCUGUUUGUGAGAGCACCAUCCAAUGAUUCUUCCGUCCAGCUGCACACAACAAACGUUUGGUCCAGAAAUGUUCAUAGCAGAAGCCGUUGGAGAAACACCCAACUUAUACACAAGUUUUGGAACUUCGGAAACAUCAGAAGGACUGGUGGUGAUCUGACACUUGUGAGCCAAGUGGUUCAACAAACCACAUGGAGAUCCAUCGGGAGUAUGGACAGGACACAAAAAUCCCCACGAUUCAGGAAGCAGCUUACGAACCGCAGUGGUUUUCAGCUGUGCAAAGAAAGAACCUCUAUGAACCAUUCGGAAAUGCGAGAUGAACCGGUGGAAAUUAAUCUUUUCGGCAACAACCGUGUAACCACUCACUUGCUGCAAAUCCAAUCCAGAUUGCGACACAAGGUUACCUGUAGAGAGGAAAUACUCGAAAGAGGGUCUGAUGAUGGCCAUAGGAUGGUUUCUUCUCUGAACAAUCAACAUUCUGAUCAGCUUCUCGAUACCGUUCACAAUGAAAUAUCCUCCCAAUUCGUCAGUUUCCUCACGCAGGUUGACCAGCUGGUCCGGAGACAGGUUUUCCAGAUGACAUCUGUUGGAUUGCAACAUGAUGGGUAUUUGACCGGCUUCUCUAACCUCACUGAUCUCCUCUCCGUCGUUGACCGACCAGCAAACUUUGAGCAAGAGUCUGGCUCUAUACGAGGUCAUUCUUUCUCUGCACUCUGCAGGAUAUGUAUUUCUAACCACAGAGAGCUUGUCAGUAGAAGGCACUUGAGGCUUGGCCACCUGGACAGAGUCCACUCUGAUCUUGAGUUUGUUUCCCAAUCUGGUCACAUCGUUCGAGUCAAAGAUCGUUUUCGUGCCGAUAUCUUUAACAGCCUGGUUCAGUAG
Messenger RNA from Ogataea philodendri, 1176 nucleotides. RefSeq lists its product as uncharacterized. The transcript has 3 exons. The coding region runs from base 1 to 1176 and encodes 391 amino acids. The record is from RefSeq and is a predicted model, not a curated record. Lineage: Eukaryota; Fungi; Ascomycota; Pichiomycetes; Pichiales; Pichiaceae.